Molecule: messenger RNA, 3034 nt
Organism: Pogoniulus pusillus (Red-fronted tinkerbird)
Lineage: Eukaryota; Metazoa; Chordata; Aves; Piciformes; Lybiidae
Gene: PDIA5
Product: protein disulfide isomerase family A member 5
Exons: 18
Coding region: 124-1827 (567 amino acids)
Biological process (GO): protein folding
Cellular component (GO): endoplasmic reticulum
Molecular function (GO): protein disulfide isomerase activity
Source: RefSeq, a predicted model, not a curated record
GGGCCGGACUACAAGCCCCGUCAUGCAGUCGGGGCGGGCGGGUGGGAGCGUCGCAGUGCGCCUGCGCCGCCAGACGUGGCAGCAGCCCGCAGCGGCGGCAGCGGGUCCGGCUCGGCGGUGGAGAUGGCUGUGCCGGGGCAGGUCGCGGGGGCUUCGCGGCGCCGCGGGCGGUUCCCGCUGCUGCUGCUAGGUCUGGCGACUGCCUGGCCAGCAGGGCUCAGUGGUGGGACUCUUGCCUGUGUGAUGGGACAGCUUGUUCACUCUAAGCCUGUAUGGCCUAUUGUGCUUUUAUAUUUCGUGUUACAGGCGUUCCUGCCAGCAUUUGUGUGCUCCUUGAAGGUGUCUCCACUCAUAGAAAAAAUAAGUGACCAUAAGGAUUUUAAGAAGCUUCUCAGGACACGGAAUAACAUACUAGUGCUGUAUUCCAAAUCUGCUGCUGCUGCAGAAAGCUCACUCAGGUUGCUUUCCAGCGUGGCCCAAGAGGUGAAAGGACGAGGUACUAUAAGCUGGAUAGACUGUGGUGAUACGGAAAGCCGAAAAUUGUGCAAGAAGAUGAAAGUAGAUCCUAAUUCAAAGGAAAAAGGAGUGGAAUUACUACAUUAUAAGGACGGUGCAUUUCAUACUGAAUAUAACAGAGCAGUCACACUGAAGUCUAUGGUGGCCUUUCUCAAGGAUCCAGAAGGUGCUCCACUGUGGGAGGAGGAUCCGGAAGCCAAAGAUGUUGUGCAUAUCGACAGUGAAAAGGAACUGAAACGGCUUCUGAAGAAGGAAGACAAACCCCUUCUGAUGAUGUUCUAUGCUCCAUGGUGUGGUGUUUGUAAGAGAAUGAUGCCAUCUUAUCAACAGGCAGCCACAGAACUGAAGGGUAAAUAUGUUCUUGCAGGGAUGAAUGUUUACUCUGCUGAAUUUGAAAGGAUAAAAGAAGAAUACAACGUCCGAGGAUAUCCUACAAUCUGCUAUUUUGAGAAAGGGAAGUUCCUCUUCCACUUUGAGAAUUACGGUGCUACUGCAGCAGAAAUAGGAGAGUGGCUGAAAAACCCACAGGCACCUCAACCACAGGCUCCAGAGACUCCCUGGGCAGAUGAAGACAACGUAGUUUAUCACCUGACUGAUGAGGACUUUGACAAGUUUAUAAAAGAUCAUUCAUCUGUGCUAGUGAUGUUCCAUGCACCAUGGUGUGGGCACUGUAAGAAAAUGAAGCCAGAAUAUGAGAAGGCUGCAGAGUUUCUCCAUGCAGCCGGUGAUAGUCCAGGUGUCCUUGCAGCAGUGGAUGCUACCAUCAACAAGGCACUGGCAGAAAGAUAUCACAUCUCGGGUUUUCCUACUUUGAAGUAUUUCAAGGAUGGAGAGGAGAAAUAUACUCUGCCACAUCUCAGAACAAAGAAGAAGAUCAUCGACUGGCUGCUAAAUCCUGAAGCACCACCUCCACCUGAGCCUGCAUGGGAAGAAAAACAGACAAGUGUUGUCCACCUUGCUGGAGAAGACUUCAGGGAGUCUUUGAAGAAGAAGAAGCAUACCCUUGUCAUGUUCUAUGCACCAUGGUGUCCCCACUGUAAAAAUGCCAUCCCACAUUUUACAACUGCUGCUGAAGUCUUUAAAGAAGAUCGGAAGAUCGCCUACGCUGCAGUGGACUGCGCCAAAGAACAGAAUCAUGACCUGUGUAAGCAGGAGGGGGUUGAUGGCUACCCCACCUUCAACUACUACAACUAUGGGAAAUUUGUGGAGAAAUAUACUGGAGAAAGAGGGGAGUCUGGAUUCACCGCUUUCAUGCGAACCCUGAGAGAAAGAGACCAUGAAAGAGUAGGAAAGAAAAAGGAUGAACUGUAGUUUCUGCCUCAAAAGAAGCUUUCCGCUGCACUGUGAACGGUUCCAGGUCUUUUGUUAAUGCACCUGAGACUUCACAUAUUCUCAAGACAGAGACUUUUUUUUUUUUAUAAACAGCCAUGGCCAUUUUGUACAAUUUUGAAAUAAAGUGAAACCACUUGAUUUUUAAAAGGAAAAUAAAUUAGAAUGUUGCCAUAAUGUUUUGAAGAAAACCUAGCAUUUUCUCUCAUGUUGUGAGACGAUGCCCACUGACACUCCUAUGCAAUAUUUUUGUAGUCCGUAGUGUGUCUGUAGGUGAUGUUGUUUAAUAGAGUGAUUUCCUUCCUCUUUUUUUUUUAAGUAUUGCAGUACCUGUGAAAAACAGUGGGGAGGGGACACUGGGUUUUGUUUGAUUGUCUUGGCUGCUUGGGUGGGUUGGUUGGUGUAUCAUUGUGGUUUGGUUUGUCUUAAUCGGUGAAGGAAAAUGGGAAACUUGUAAGACACAGACUUACCCAACUGCAGUUUUGCAUUCUUGUGAACUAGUUACAUGUUCUUCAGUGAGAUCUGGGGGAACAAUUUUAAGGUGCUCAGGGAUAAAUAAGGUAUCUGAGUCAAUGAAGACAUUCAUAUUGACCAGUCCAGAUCUGUUGAUUUCAUUUUAUUUCUCUGGUGUUUAAAUCAGGAUUGUUUACAUAACUUUAUAGAAUGUACCGAGUUAGUUAAGCCAAGUAUUGAACAUUAAGGACAACAUAGGUAAAAUUCAAACUAAACUCCUUUUCUGUCAAAUACAUCUGCAACUGAUAGCAGGAGUGAUUAUCUUACAGGGAUAUGCAGUUACCCUUUUGAGGUGUACAUUCUCCCUUCCUGUUUUGAUUGGGCCACAUCAAAUGUGUUGGAAAGUGUUAGUUCAACUGUUUUGAUAAAUGCACAAUACUUUUGAUAAUGCAGUAAUUAUGUGUAUUAAUGUGUUUAUGGUCCAGAGGUUUUAUCUGCAUUUGUAUGUGGGAGUUUUCCUUUUUGGUCUUUAAGGAGUUGCAUAAACAAUCUCUCUCUGGCGAAAUCACUGUAAAACCUGUAUUGCCAACAGCUGAAAUGCGUUUCACUCUUGAUACUUAAAAGAGACAUUGAUCUGGAGGUACUGUGUCUUCACAGGAGGGGAGAGGGAGGGGCAGGAAGUUGUGAUUCACUUUGAGCUAAAAAUAAAUUUUAAAAAAGACAAGUAUUUUUAUCA